AUGGAAGAUAGAAUUAGUAAGUUACCAGAUGAAAUUCUCGCUCACAUAUUAUCAUUCCUCAGAUCAUCCACCGACGCCGUGAGAAGCAGCGUUUUAUCAAGACAAUGGAGAUAUAUUUGGCUCAAACUUCAAAAAUUCCAGAUUUGCGAUUCUUAUUACUAUGGAAAAACAUAUUCAACAGAAGUAUUUAUGAACUCGUUUGUGAAUUUUAUGAACCGUGUUUUGAUUAAUAAUGUGAAAUACUUGAGCCUUCGGCUUACGCAGAACUAUUCAAGUUCCGACAUUGAAUCUUGGCUUUGUUCUGUAAUGACUCGGAACCUCGAGGAAAUUCAUCUCGAAGGAUCAGUUAUUCGGUUUCCCGCAAAAUAUUCGAAGUCUGUAUGCCUCACAGGUCUCAAAUCUCUUUAUCUGGAGUAUCUCACUAACCUGUCUGAUUUCAAUGUACAAAUGCUUUUAUCUAACUGUCCGAUUCUUGAGGUUUUAGUUAUCGAUAGAGGUUGGUCUGAUGAUUUCGAGAUAUUGAAUGUCAACUCAUCUUCCCUUAAAAAAUUUCGGUACUUUGAUCCUUACCAAAAAUCUUCUAAGGUUGUUAUUAAUGCUCCAAACCUUGACAAUCUUAGCAUCCAUGUUGAUAGAAAGCUUAACAUUGAAGUUAAAACUCCUUGUUCGAUUGCUAAAGCACGUUUUGUAGUCUCCUCUUGCGUCGGAAUAUCUCGUGCAGACAUGGAUCCAACAGUUCAGCUUCUGAGAAAAACCAGUAAUAUUAGUUGCUUAUCCGCGUCUUGUCAUAUUCCAAAGCUUCUCCGUGACUCGUCCCUCCACAAUCUCCCUAGCUUUACUCGAUUGACUCGGUUAAUAGUCUCCAAUUGUGGUGAUGAACGGUCAUAUUUGCCUGCUAUGCUCACUAUGACACCAAAUUUAAAGUUUAUCAGAUUUUAUCAAAACAAACGUUGCAACUGCUAUAUGACUUAUGCACAGGAGUUGGAGCCCGAACAAAAUGUGGCGAAAUGUUUAAAGUCGUCACUCGAAAGUGUGGAAUUCAGAGGGUUGCAAAAUGUUGGUGAAGAUAUGGAGAUAGUAGCAUAUUUGCUCAAAUAUGCUAAGCUCUUGAAUACUUUUGCUAUAACUUGCUAUAGGGACGAAUCGGAAAUUCUAAGAAAAGUUUUAAUGUUUCCAAGAGCUUCAAUCACUUGUCUAAUUUCAGUCGUUCCUGAGAUACAUAUGUGGCUCAAUACUCGUCUCUCUGAUCCGUCUGAACCCGCGAAUCAGUUGGUGAUCAAGGAGUGUGCAUGA
Molecule: messenger RNA, 1293 nt
Organism: Mercurialis annua (annual mercury)
Lineage: Eukaryota; Viridiplantae; Streptophyta; Magnoliopsida; Malpighiales; Euphorbiaceae
Product: putative F-box/FBD/LRR-repeat protein At2g05300
Exons: 3
Coding region: 1-1293 (430 amino acids)
Molecular function (GO): protein binding
Source: RefSeq, a predicted model, not a curated record